Messenger RNA from Plasmodium relictum, 522 nucleotides. RefSeq names its product conserved Plasmodium protein, unknown function. The record is from RefSeq and is a predicted model, not a curated record. Bases 1 to 522 code for a protein of 173 amino acids. The transcript has 3 exons. NCBI's taxonomy places the organism in Eukaryota, Apicomplexa, Aconoidasida, Haemosporida, Plasmodiidae.
AUGAAAAUGAAUGAUAAAGAAAAAAACAAUUCUGAUGAACAGCCAAUAAGUGAAUUUGAUUUACAAAAAGUAUUAAAUAAAUUUGAUAUGAAUGAUUAUAAUGAAGAUUUUGUAAUUACAAAUAACAUUUUAAAAUAUCAUAUGAAAAGUAUUGAAGUGUAUAAUUAUGAGAAAAAUAAAAUAUAUGAUAAAAAUGAAUUAGAUUUAUAUAAAGAAAAAUUAAUAAAUAAGGAUAACGUUCAUUAUUAUCCUUAUGAAUUAUAUUUUAACACGUAUAAAAAUAUCUAUAAAGAAGAUAAAAUGCUACUGAAUUUACCAAAUAACAUUAAAAAAACGAAAGAAAAAGAAAACGAUGAAAAAGAAGAAGAACAAGAAGAUAAAGAAAAAGAGGAUAAGGAAAAAGAAGAUAAUACAUCAAAUAUUUUUGAAGAAGAGCAAGGUUUAGAAGAUGAUUAUAAUUUUGAUUAUAACAAAAGUGAAGAUGAAUUAGAUAAUGAGGAUAAUGAUGAAAACGUUAUAUAA